This is a messenger RNA of Lathyrus sativus (Indian pea), 768 nucleotides long. Lineage: Eukaryota; Viridiplantae; Streptophyta; Magnoliopsida; Fabales; Fabaceae. The record is from the annotation of a GenBank genome assembly.
AUGUUUGGGGUUGGGAAUGAAGGAAUGUCUACACUACCCGGAUUGAAUCAAAUACAAUUUGAAGGAUUUUGUAGAUUCAUUGAUCGGGGCUUAACAGCAGAACUUUUAAAGUUUCCAAAAAUUGAAGAUCCAGAUCAAGAAAUGGAAUUUCAGUUAUUUGCGGAAACAUAUCAAUUGGUCGAACCCUCAAUAAAAGAAAAAGAUGAUGUAUAUGAAUUACUUACAUAUUCCUCUAAAUUAUAUAUAUCCUCGGGAUUAAUUUGGAAAAACAGUCUGGAUAUCCAAGAACAAAUUAUUUUUAUUGGAAACAUUCCUCUAAUGAAUUCCCUGGGAACUUUUAUAGUAAAUGGAAUAUACAGAAUUGUAGUCAAUCAAAUAUUGCAAAGCCCUGGUAUCUAUUAUCGGUCAAAAUUGGACCAUAACGGAAUUUCAGUCUAUACUGCCACAAUAAUAUCAGAUUGGGGAGGAAGAUUAGAGUUAAAAAUGGAUAGAAAAGCAAGGAUAUGGGCUCGUGUAAGUAGGAAACAGAAAAUAUCUAUUCUAGUUCUAUCAUCAGCUAUGGGUUCGAAUUUAAGCGAAAUUCUUGCGAACGUUUGUUACCCCGAAAUUUUCUUGUCUUGCCUCACUGAAGAGGAGGAAGAAAACAUAGGGUCAAAAGAAAAUGCCAUUUUGGAGUUUUAUCGACAAUUUGUUUGUGUAGGCGGAGAUCCCAUAUUUUCUGAAUCUUUAUAUACGGAAUUACAAAAAAAAAAUUUAACAAAAAUGUGA